This is a messenger RNA of Blepharisma stoltei, 1350 nucleotides long. NCBI's taxonomy places the organism in Eukaryota, Ciliophora, Heterotrichea, Heterotrichida, Blepharismidae. The record is from the annotation of a GenBank genome assembly.
AUGAAUUAUACUACAGAAUAUAACCGAGGAUACAUAGGAGUAGUCCACCCACAGCUAAACUCAGUAUUAAUUACUUAGGAGCCAGGAGAAUUCAGAUUUGGCCGAAAAAGGUUCGAUGUUGAUAAAAACGCCCAAAGCUCUCAUAUUGUGUACAAUGUCAGGAAGCCAGUUAUAACGUCUGAGGAGCCUAGAAACAGGGAACAGUAUAUAGAAGACCUGCCUUCUAAUCCCCAGAAAGACUACGAGCAGCCUACACAGUCUAGCUAUCAGCCACGAUCUAGCUCUAUUCCUAAAAAUUACAGUCAACUAUAUGAUGAAAAACUUCCUAAUUAUAAACCAAAAGCAGGGACUGUCAGGAAUAAUGACUAUCAAUACGAAGACCAGUCACCUGGCUAUACAAAACAGCAAGGCUUCGAUAGAUCUUUUCAAGAAGAAGCCACACAAUAUAUCGACCCUGCUAUAGAAAAACCUCACCAAGAGCCAGCUCCUUUAAGUUUAGCUGAAAAAUACACAAGAGAGCUAGAAAUUCUUAAAGAGCAGCUGCGGCAAAAAGACGAAAUCCUCCAGAGCUUCCAGCAGAGAAAAAGCCCAGCCCCAAAUAUAUCUCAAGAAGAAGCAUAUAAUAGACUGAAUAAAGGGAUUUAUGAUAAAGUACGAAUGGAAGAGCAGAGAAAAGAAACAACCAGCAACCUAGAUUUUCAGCUCAGCUUAAAAGAGCAACAAAAGCAAAUCCAGAUUUUAGAAAGGGAAAAAGAACAAGCUAGAAGGCUAGAAGAGCUGAAAAAGCUGAGAGAUGACGAAGCUUAUGAAAGGGAACAGAAAAUAAGAAGGGCAAAACAGUAUAGAGAAAACCUAGAAGUCCAAGAAUUGCUGAAAAAUCAGCUGAAAGGAAAUGGAUCUGUAAAUAAAUCAUAUGUUGAGGAAGUCUCACAAUUUGAGAUAAACCGAUCAGACCAGUCACUCUCAAAAAUAGAAAGCCCUUCAUUCCCGAGAUACGCUAAAAAGAACCCUAGGACUAUCACUUUUGACCCAAUAACAGGAGCUUUAAGAGAUACAAAGUCAAUGCCAAGCCCUUUCCGACCCAAACAGCACUCUGAGCCUCCAAAGUCACGACAAAUUCCUUCUGAAUUUAUCUCCCACCCAGCGUUUAACGAUGUAAAAUUCACCAAGGCUUCUCCAAAAUUCAUUCCCAGCUUCCCUGUGACUGGCACUCCUAAUGCCAUUCUAUACAAGCCUGAGUUUCAAGAAGACGCCAAUAAGUUCUUCGGAAUAGAAGAAAGAGGAAAAUCAAGGCAGGACAAGUCCCUCGCUGACUAUGGAAAUAUGGUCCUCGGGAGAUACCCAAGAUAA